UACAAUACCCGAUAUCCAAUAUGCGAUAACAUUAUUGAAUAUAUUUUACGAUUGUUUAAUAUAAUUGUUUGUUUCUUUAAAUGUCAUUUCUUUGAAUUAUUGAUUAUUUUUUUCUCUAUACUCAAUCAUUAACUUUUCCGUUUUGAAAAUUUAAAUUGUAACAAAAAUGAUAGCGCAAAUUUAUCAAUGCUACCAUCCAUUUGAAAAGAAAUCCGAUAACGUAUAUAAUUCCAAUUGCACUUAAUUUUACAUUUUCUUUGUUAAAUUAUAAUUUACAUUGCGUUUCUAUUAAAUUAAAUGUUACAUAAUUUUUGAUUUGUUGUCAUUUGCGCAAUUUAGGCAUGCGACAACAAAAAAAUAAUUGGCAUUACUUCAUAUACAUUGAUACAUAGAUAUCAAAUGUAACCGAUAACUUCAUGACUUCACGUUAAUAUUGGUACUAAUAGCGCGUGUUGUCUUUAGUUAAUAUCUAUUGUUAGUUUUCAAUAUUUAAAAUUCUUACACCACUGCUUAAUGUUCUUACACCACUGCUUUCCAUCUGAGUUUUUUUUAUGAAUGAACAUGAUCUUUUCUGAAUUUUACGCAAAUUAUAAUUUAUAUUGCACUGAAACUUCAGUCUAAUCUGAACUUAUCAAUUUCUUUGAAGAAAAAGAAAAGCAGAGUCUCGGCAGUCAGUGAGUAAUUGAUAUGCGGGAAAGAAUGUUGAGAGAAAGACGAAGAUAAGUAUCAAAACUACAAGCCACUAUUGAUAAUUGCAUUUGUUUGAGCUUUAUGAUACUUCGCAGCGAAUUUAGCAAAAGAAGCGCGAAUUAUUCGAUUGUUAGGUUUACAAUGGAUUUCAAAUAAAUGCUGAUGGUAAAAAGUGUCGUUUUUGUGCCAAAUACGUUUUAUGUCCGGAUAUAUGUACGAUAUUUAUACGUACGUAUAUUUAUACAUGUAUGUAUAGAUAUAGAUUUGAGAAAUCUUGUAUAUUAUAGGAUCCAUGAAAAUAAUACCACUUGGGGAAUUUUGUUCAGAAUUUGAACUUGGCUAUUGUCUACACGAUUCAAGGGCGCUAUAUGCUGCGCCAUCGAGCUCCGCUGUUCUUUAUUUUUCCGGGUCCUUUCUCCCACUGGAUUCGCCCAUAGGAGGCGCUCUCAAUGAUCAGUACGAAGAAGAGCGUACGAGAAGAACGAUGUUGUAACUAACGGCCAAAAUGGAAGAACAAAGUGUUCAUAGCAGUAUCAGUGAUAUAAAUAGUGAAGAGGCAGUUAGAAGUGAGCCUAUGAUUAUUCCACGUAAGAAAAGGAUAUGCUUAAUUGGUGCAGCUGGUGAUGAUCCUGCACUUGGUGCUGCUGCUCAGCAAUUUAGUGUACCUGUUCUAAAAUCUGAAACUGGUUUGGAACAUGUAGAAGAUACGUCGUAUUGUACAUACUUCAUAUUGAAAAAAUUUGAGGGACCUGAAUAUGAUGCUCUUCAUAAAAGUGCACAUAGGAUAUUGGGACCGACAGCGCUUCUGCAGUUGGCAGAAAAGAAGGACUCAUUACCUAGUAUUAAUAGACCAAUGUAUACACAAGCCAUGGUAGGCACAGUAGUGGUGUUUACUGGAUUUAGGAAAAAGGACGAAUUGACCAAAUUGAUCAAUAUGAUUCACAAUAUGGGUGGAAGUAUUAGGAAAGAAAUGGGUGCAAAAGUGACGCAUCUCAUUGCUAAUUGUUGCGGUGGAGAUAAGUACAGGUAUGCUGUUACAUUUCGGGUCCCUAUUAUGUCUAUGGAAUGGGUGACAGCAUUAUGGAACGCCAAAGACGAUAUUUCCAAUUAUGGAAAUAAUGAAGAACUGAUUGCAACUUAUAAGCUAAAACCAUUUUUUGGUGCAAAAGUAUGUUUCUUUGGUUUCCCUGAUGAAGAAAAGCGUCACAUGUGCGAAGUUUUACAACAACAAGGUGGUGAAUCUACAGAAAUUGAUGAUCCAAAUUGUACACAUGUGGUAACAGAUUUAGGAAGUCAUCAGUACAAGAAAUCAAACAAUACUUUUGAUAUGCUACCAUGUACUAAAAAUCCUAAUUACAUUCCCUAUGAUUAUUUAAAAACAAAACCAGUUUCCUUUACAUUUUACAAUCCAUACACUAAUACAAUUCCUAGCAAAAAACUGAUAAAUUCAUCAUGUAUUUCUGAGGCUAAUAAUAUGAAUUUAACCCAAAAAUUAAGUACUAGACGCUCUUCACAUUGUUUUUGUUCUUACGUUCCUCAAUAUUUUGAAUCUAAAGAAAAUCAGUGUACUUAUUCUAUACUAAAUGACGUUAGUCAGGAUUCAGCAAUUUGCAUGGAUGAUAAUUUAUACGAUUAUCGAAGUUUAGAUGAAUCUUGUAAUAUAUCUGAGUUUUCAUGUACUGAUUCUGGUAUUAGUAUGUCUAAUAUAAUACGAACAAAUGAUGUUGUUGAUGAAUCGAAUGUAAAUGCAUUACCAGAUUUAGCUUCUGUCAGAGCACAUAUUGUAAAGGCAGAAUGGUUUUGGACAUCUGUGCAAAAUGAAGGUGCAGCCGACGAAAAGGAAUAUUUAUUUGAAGAUUAUUUGGAAUCCGUUUUAUCGCCAACUAUAUCAGUUAGACGUGAUAGUCAACAAGCUGCCACUCCAAGUACAGCAUCUACAAGACGAAAACGCAAACGCUUAGCAGAAACUUUAUCUAGUCUGGUUCAAAAUGGUGCAGAUUCUCCAGCACUGCAUAAAAGACGAUCAAGUAUCAGUGAUGCAGGACAUUUAAGUGUUAGUGGAAGUUUUCUUGAUUGUACAACAAGUCCAGACAAACCGUUACUCGAUGAUAUUCCAGAAGUGGAGGCUGUUAAUACAGACAACUCUAGAAAAAAUUUAUCACCGCGUCACCAAGUUUUCUUAGAAUUAGUACAAACAGAAUCUAAUUACGUUGGUAUUCUCAGUACAAUUAUGACGCUGUUUAAAUCUCCGUUGGAAGAUCUUAUAGAUACAACUGGUGAAUUAUUAAAUGGUACAGAAGCUAAAAUUAUAUUUGGUAAUUUUCCACCUAUUUAUGAAGUUCAUAAAAAAAUGUUGGAAGAAUUAAGAUAUAGUGCUACUCAUUGGAUGGAGGACAUUAGUAUAGGUAAUAUAUUUCUGAAGUUCGCACCUGACUUAGUCAAGGCGUAUCCACCGUAUGUCAACUUCUUCGAAAAUACAAAGGAGAUGCUCGACCAAUGUGAUCAAAAUAAACCACGAUUUCAUGCUUUUCUGAAGGUUUGUCAAACGAAACCUGAAUGUGGCAGACAAAGUUUAAAGGAGCUAUUAAUUAAACCAGUACAAAGGUUGCCCAAUAUCCUUAAACAUACAAGUAAAAAUAAUCCAGACCAUAGUGCUUUGGAAUUAUCAAUUAGCAGUAUUAAAGAAGUCAUGACCUAUAUAAACGAGGAUAAAAGAAAAACUGAGGGUCAAUUGGUUAUGUUUGACAUUUUUAAUGAAAUUGACAAUUGUCCACCGCAUUUAGUUUCUUCACAUCGAUCCUUUAUUGGCAAAUGUGAUGUGAUGGAACUUAGUGAGGGUUUAAGUGGACGUGGUGAUCAUUUAGUUUUGUUUUUGUUUACUGAUACUCUUGAAAUAUGUAAAAAAAGGUCAAAGGCUUUUAAUUCACUGAAAAGUCCUAACACAGCAAAUGGAUUGCAUACAACUAAGUUAAGUCAAGGAAAACCCUAUAAACAUAUCAGGAUGUUAUCACUUAGUACGAUAAAAAAGGUUGUGGAUAUACGAGAAACAGAUGAAUGCCAUAAAGUGUUCGCUUUAAUGGUGAGAAGUAAUCAAGAGUUAAAAGAAAAAUUGUUUUCAUUUACAAUUACUGAUGAAGAAGUAAAUAAGACAAAUUAUCUACGGACCUUGUGUAGACAAAUGGCUAAUACAGUGUGUAAAGCUGAUGCGGUUUGCAUCUCGUACGCGAAUGAAAGUUGGCAGAGCGUUUAGUUUUAAUAAAACUCCAAGCAAAUUAAAAAGAGCCAUGUCAACAAUGAUGUCACCAUUUGGAUCAACCAACAGUCUUACUCCAGCGAGUCAACAACUUGCACAGAUGCGCCUUGCUAGUUGCAACAAUAUUAAUGAGCUGGGUAAUGGUGGUUCGGGCUCGCCAUCUAGAGAUGAUGUUCUAGUAGCACCUAUGUCGGUUCAACCGACACGAAAGGCCAAAUGCAGUUCCCUCAGUAUGGCUUCAUUGAGAAGGUUGUAAUUAGUAUAUUAGAAAUAAUGCAAUUUUUCUUUUUUGCUAUCAUUGCAUAACCAUGUUUGAUCAACUUUACCCAUUGUUUCUGUGCCUUAAACUCAUCACUUUAUGUUCAUCUUGCUGUUGAAAAACAUUUACAUAUAUAUGUAAUAUUUUUAUACGUCAAUAAUAUAUCGCAUAUUAGUAUAUUUAUAUUUAUACUAAUAUGCGAAAAUAUUUAGUUUCUAAUGAAUAUAAAGACUGGAUUGAAAUUUCUGAUGUUAUAUGUUUAGAAUAACUAAAUGCAAUGCAUGUAAAUGUGUUGUGAAAAUUUUAUCGCUUUAGAAAAAUUUAAACGGAAAUUUAUGAGUAUUUGUUACAAUUUAUAAAAUACUCAUAUUGGUUAAAGCGAGCUUACAAUAAAAUAUAGCACAAUUUGUACAUAUUGCAAAAAUAGUGCUGUAUUUGUAACUAUCUUAAUAUAUGUUUUAACUGCUAGCAUCAGUGCUUGCUAGCAUCAGUGUUUGUAUGUAUAUACGUUUUUGUAGGAGGAAUUUAUUUAAAGUUCAGUUCUUUGUAGUUUGUGUUAUACUAAAAGUUCGCAAAUUUCGUUUUAUAAGCCCAAGAUCAUUCAUAAGUACCUAAUUUUUUUUUUUUAAAGUAUUGUCAAAAUGAUAGUAAUAAUUGUGACUAUUUAGUGCCUGCAACAUUGAUUAAAGAUUAAUAUUUAUAAUAGCUUAAUAUUUGUCUUAAUUAAUGUUAUUUAACAAAAUUAGAUUUUUAUACUCCAAAGCAGUCUUGUUCGCUAUGUUUUCUAAUUUUAUUAUUAGCCAUCAGACAUUUUUUUCAUCAUAUUUCUUCAUCAACUCAGUUAGUAUUUCUAAAAUUUCAUUCAUUGUCAACUCAAUUAGUAUUUUUAAUAUUUCAUUCAUUGUUGAAUAUAAUGUGAAAUACAAAAUUUAAAAUAUAUUUGAUUUUCAAUUGUAAAAUGAGUUGGUGUUUAUCUAAAUUCACGUCAUAGAUAUUUUUAUAAUUUUUUUGACGUUAUUUUAUUUAUCCUCCAGAAAUUGUUCAGAGGAAGUCAUGCAGGACAAAUCCGAACUUUGAAGGGCAUAAAUAAUACACAGCUAUAUCAUACUUUUUCCUUUGGGAUCAGUAAAUGAUUUAUGUCAAAUUGUAAAAUAUAUAAAUGUUAACGUAUGUUAUUGCAAAGGUAUAUCUUUGCAAUAUAAAUAUUGAUCUUCAAAAUUCAAGAAAAUGUCCGUAGAAUUAUAAAAUGUCCGUAGAAAAGUAAAUAAAAAAAAGUAUACUUAUAAACUUCACUAAAUAAAUAAAAAAUUUGUCAUGUGCCAAUAGAAGAAUCAUACAGAAUUUUAUAAGAAAGAUGUAUAUUAUCAAUUAUUUAAGUAGUUUUAUAAUCAUGUAUUAACGGUAUACAUGAUUUAAUACCGUAUUUACCGUUAACAUUUGUGUAUCACAUUUAUAUAAUUAAAAUUUUUGUUUUACAAAGACAAGUGAAAAUAAGAUAAAAUAAGGGAAGAAACAAUAUUUUCAAUGGUAUAAUUACAAAUUUUAUUAUCAUAUAUAUUUUAUUAGAAUUGAAAGUACGAAUAUCAAUUUUGUGCCAUUUAAUUUUAUUCUAUAAAACAUAUUUCGAAUUUAUUUCAGUGCCUAAAGAUAAUUUGUCAUUUUGAAAAUUAAAGAAAUGUAAUGUUAAUCUAUUAUAAUUGACGAUAUAUUUUUUCAUUACAUUUCUUGAAUAUGAAUUACAAUAAUGACUAUGUUGUCUAUGUUGUCUAUGUUGUCUAUUUUAGUUUAUUAUAUAAUUUAAAUUAUUUUCGAAAAUUUGUAAUUGAAUAGGAUUAUAUGAUAUUAUAUCAUUGAAAUCUUAAAAACAACAGCAGUAAAAUUGUAAUGUUUUUAUUAUUCUCUUUUUAAAAACGUAACUGUAUUAUAAUGAAGCUGAAAGAAUGUGAUAAAAAUGUGGUAAAAGAAAAGUAAAAAACGUGUGUGUAUAUAUAAAGCCAUAGUUUAUUGGCAUUACAUUGUUAGAGACCUAUCCAUUCUUGUAAGAUGCUCAACACUGAAUUUUUUCUCGUAAUAAAACUGAAGAUCGCUUACUAUAAUGAUUUGAAAUGAUGAGAAAGUGAUGAGAAAUGAUGAUGAGAAAUGAUCACAUACUUUUCAUGUACCAGUGUUUCUUUAGACAAAUGUAUAAUCAGGAAAGCAUGAUCAGGAAAAGUUUUUUGGUAUUUAUUGGAUCAUGGAUAGGUAUAUCUAGAUAAUGAUACUUUCUUUUCAUCAAUUUACGUUCAUUGUAAUUGCUGAUUUUGUCAAAUUUAUAUUAUGACAUACAAUUAGAUUGCAAAAUGUAUUAUUUCUUGAACUACAUAAAUAUUUACAUUCUUAUCAUAUAUACUAAAUAAAUUUCAAAUAUUAUUUUAAUUAAUCGCACAUGUGAAAUAUUCGUACAAUCAAUUAUAUAUAUUUUCAAGUAUAACAAUCUUCUAUUGUGAUUUGUAUUAAAAGCAUCCAAAAAAGUCUAAUUUUCAAAUAUCACAAGUAUGAUAAUAUAUAAAAAUAUAAAUAAUUGGCUAAAACACAAUAAAGUCACGAUCUUUUAUAUCGCAAUCUUUUAAAAAUAUAGUGAUUGUUCUUAAGAAGCAUAUUCUUAGCAAUAUGGUUUAUUCAUAUUAUAUAAAAAAUAUUUAUAAAUAUUCCAACUGUACGUGUAAUUUAUUAAAUGCAUAAGAUUUAGAAGAUAUUUACUUUAUUGGAUAGCAAAAAAAACAUUUAAUCUUGCCUCGAGUAUCUUUUUAAUCGAUUAUAAAAGAUUUUUUGUUUGUUUAGUUAUUCAAUUACAAAUGAAAGUUGUGGAUAAAAUUCUUUUUGUUCAUGUAUUGCUUUUAUGAUUUUGAAAUAAAAUUUAACUCGAAAUAUCGGUAAUCAGGAGAAGAACUAGUAAAACUUAUUAUUUUUGAUAUGAUACAUAUUUACGAAAAUAUUACGGAAACAUACGUAUUGAAAAUAAAUAAUAAGGUACAAACUAUUUUUGCACAAAAAAUGAUUAUAAGAGACAAAUAUAUAAAUAUAACAAUAUUAUAAUUAUGAAUAUAAGAAUAUAUUUGUAUUUUGUUACAUGUUCAUAUGUGGAAAUGAAAAGAAAUUUCUUGACGAAGUAUAAACUCCAAUUAUACUAAUCUAAUAUUUUUAUCGAUAUAACAACGAAUUGUAUUCCCUGCAAUUUUUCUUCCUUAUUGUUUUUGACGUUCUAAUAAAAGAAGAAACAAUUUAAUUAUAAGAUAAAAAUUGAUCAACGAAAUUUUUUAAUUAUAUGAAAGAUUGCAAGGAAAGUGAACAAAAAGUUAAUUCUUUACUGGGACUUGUUUAACAAGAACACAGUUCUUGCCAUAUUAAUUCUUGCGCAUAAUCUCUGUUUGAAUAACGUGCCUUUGUCUAGAAAUAAUCGUGAAGUACGUCUCUUGAUAUGUGAGAAAAAAAUCAAUUAAUAUUUUUAUAAUUGUCUGUUUUGCACUCGAAGUGCGUUCUCAUAAUUAAUUAUGGAUGCUCUGGUAGCACUUCAUACAAGUUUUAAUUUAUAUUACAUUAAGAUUUUAGCAUCAUUUUAAUUACAUUACAUAAAAGAAGAAAUAUUGAAUUGAUUAAUGCUGUGUAAAAUUUUGUCGAAAAAAAAUUAGGCAGUUCUUACCAUUAUUCAACAUUAUAUGAAGUUUGUUAUAGUUUAUUAAGGACAACAUUUGAUUGUGAUUUGAAUGUCAAAUUAUUAGUAAUAUAAUGUCAUAAAUAUCUGUGGGUUGUGUCAGACAUCCUAUUCUUUUAUAAAUUGUUGGCAUAUCUAAAAAUUUUAAUAUUUUAAAUAUUUCGAUAAUUUAUGGUUGAUUCCACAAAUCAUUUUGGAUCUAAGCAUAUUCUUAGACAAAAAUGGAAGAAAUUCCGCUCGUUUCGGAGCAUUGUAAAUAUUAUUAAUAAGUAUACUGUGUAAGUGUAGCAUAAUGCAGAUAAUGUUUUUUAUUACACGCGUAAAAAUAUUGUAAUACUUGUAAUGUUGCGUAUAGUCGUUACUAUUUAUAUAAUUCUGUAAUUGUAAUUGAUUGUAUAAAUUUACUCUUUAUUAUGUAAACUGAAAAUUAAGAUAUU
Molecule: messenger RNA, 8330 nt
Organism: Heterotrigona itama
Lineage: Eukaryota; Metazoa; Arthropoda; Insecta; Hymenoptera; Apidae
Source: the annotation of a GenBank genome assembly